Panicum hallii is the source of this 1201-nucleotide messenger RNA. Its product is annotated as ER lumen protein-retaining receptor. Gene Ontology annotation, cellular component: membrane; endoplasmic reticulum; cis-Golgi network. Gene Ontology annotation, molecular function: ER lumen protein retrieval receptor activity. The transcript has 6 exons. Gene Ontology annotation, biological process: endoplasmic reticulum to Golgi vesicle-mediated transport; protein retention in ER lumen. Lineage: Eukaryota; Viridiplantae; Streptophyta; Magnoliopsida; Poales; Poaceae. The record is from RefSeq and is a predicted model, not a curated record. The coding region runs from base 156 to 803 and encodes 215 amino acids.
CCGCCUUCUCUCGCCAACCUUUCCGAGAUCCCACGUGCGCGCGCGGAUCGGCAGGCGGGCGGCGGCUCACCCACACCCGAGACGCCGGCGGGAGGGGGAGCCGGAGCGCGCGGAUCGAGGACGGGAAGCGUGGUGAUCCCAGGAAGGCCGGCGAGAUGAACGCCUUCAGGCUCGCCGGCGACAUGACGCACCUCAUCAGCGUCCUCGUCCUCCUGCUCAAGAUCCACACCAUCAAGUCCUGCGCCGGCGUUUCCUUGAAGACACAAGAGUUGUAUGCUCUUGUUUUCUCCACUCGCUACCUGGACAUAUUCACAGACUUUAUAUCCCUGUACAAUACGGUCAUGAAGCUAAUUUUCCUGGGUAGCUCAUUCUCAAUUGUUUGGUAUAUGAGGCACCACAAGUUGGUCCAGAGAUCAUAUGACAAGGAUCAUGACACUUUCCGCCAUCAGUUUCUUGUUCUACCCUGUCUUAUAUUGGCCUUGCUCAUCCACGAGCAGUUCACUUUCAAGGAGGUAAUGUGGACAUUCUCCAUUUAUCUGGAGGCUGUUGCAAUUCUUCCUCAACUUGUGCUACUACAGCGUACAAGAAACAUUGACAAUUUAACUGGGCAAUAUGUAUUUUUCCUUGGCGCGUACCGAUCGCUAUAUAUUCUCAACUGGAUUUACCGCUACUUCACUGAGCCACACUAUGUACAUUGGAUAACUUGGAUAUCAGGAUUUGUGCAGACAUUAUUGUAUGCAGAUUUCUUCUAUUAUUACAUCAACAGUUGGAAGAACAACGUUAAGCUCACUCUACCAGCUUGACUGCUGGAUUGGUCAAUCGCUCUCUUUUUUUUUUGUCGGCAUUGUAUCAUCCAGGAUAUACUAUGUACAUGAUCUGAGAUCUGCGACAAGGGUGCAGUUCAUUUGUCAACUGGGACACAUUGCCUAGAUCACAAUCAUGUAUAUUUAGCUUUGGGAAACAUAGAGAAUAUACUGUACAUGAAAUGGAAAAUAGCUCGCUGCAUCAUGGAGAUGUAUUAGUUGAUAGAUAUAAUUAUGUUCAGCUGAUUGUGAUUUGUGAAGAAGGCUUUGGCAACACUUGAGCUUCUGAAAUAGUUUCAAGCAGUGUCUUAGUCACCGUGUUAGACUCUGGGACUACCUUUUUUUCGAAGAAGACUCUGGAACUAUGUGUAUUACAUCUCUGCAUAAUAUCAAUUCUA